AUGUCGGGCCUAAUAAUAUCAAAUCAUGUCGUGCACCCAUCGGAGGACCACUCAGCAGCCGGCAAUCUUGAACAGGGCGUUAACCGGCUCCCAGCACAUCUUCAAAGCCUGACACUUUCAACAGAUCCGGAACUCGAAAAUGUCCGUCUAGCAGACUUACCACCGGCUAUAGUAGAGGAGGACGAGGACACCGCCAGUGAGCCUUGUGAACCAUUGACUCCGAUCAGCACCAUCCACCCGCCUCAUUUCAACAAUGAUCAUCCGCAUGGCAAGGUGUCAAAGCCGAUAAUUAACAACGCUGAUGAACUCCCUCCGACUGACCUCUCCUCGUCUCGUCCAACAAAUUGUCCUUCCAAAACACCUCCCCCACCACUGAUCCGCCGCCAUUCACCGUUGAGAUCUGCAUCCAAGUCUAUAAAGUCGCUUUUCCGAAAAAGAAAGGGUACCGGUAGCGGUGCUGAUGAUCCUGCAGCACCAACAUCAAAUUCUGGUCCACAAGAAACUACCCAACCCCACAAUAUCUCGAUACUCACCAACAAUAUACAUCAUGGCUUGUUCCCGUCAGCAUCCCGCAAUUCACCAACCAAUUCAUCACAUUCGGGUUCACCCCGUUCUCCAUUUUCACCCUCGAGUACCUUUAAUGGUGGUGUUGCAGCCAUGCUAAGCAGCUCAACGCCAUCAGAAUCGAGUUUGGCCCAAAAGAUACCUGCUCGAGCAUCGACGGGUCUCAGUUUAAGGGAGCGGGGCAAGAUCAUGUUUGGUUCGACUCCGAGACCCAAUAGGAUAGAUCAGAAAAUACGAUCACCGAGCUUGAGCGAUGUGCAAAGCCAACCGGAACGUCCUGGGUUCUCAAUACCCGCUGUCGAGGGUGUGGGGUUAAAGUCACGUCGGAUGAGUGCAAGUUUUCCGGACGACUUUGACGUCGACACGUGCGAAUUAGACGAAGAAUAUGUCAGUGCCAGUCGAGUUCCAGGGAAACGGGCUAAAGAAAUUGGAAAAGGUGCGACUGCAACCGUCAAGGUUAUGUGCCGGAAACACGGGAAAAGACAUGACCUUUAUGCAGUAAAAGAGUUUAGGAAACGUGGACAGCAGGAGGACGAGGAUGAAUAUGUGAAAAAGGUUAAAUCCGAAUUUUCGAUCGCGAAAAGCCUCGAUCAUCCUAACAUCGUCAAGACAUUUCGCCUUUGCAUACACAAUGGACGAUGGAACCAUGUCAUGGAGAUGUGCUCUUAUGGAGAGGUGUUCUCGUUAGUUCAGAAGGACUAUCUCACUGACGCUGAUAAUCUAUGCUUCUUUAAACAAACUGUGCGUGGCAUUGCCUAUCUGCACGAAAACGGCAUUGCCCACCGUGAUAUCAAGCUGGAGAAUUUACUUCUUUCGGAUGAGGGCCAUAUUAAAAUCACCGACUUCGGCGUUUCUGAGGUGUUCAGUGGCAUUCACCCUGGCCUGCGUUCUUCUGGCGGACAAUGUGGUAAAGAGAUGAACGGUGUCCGCUUAUGCUCCCCAGGUAUAUGUGGCAGUUUGCCAUAUAUAGCCCCUGAAGUGCUUGCAAAGAAGGAAUUUAUGGUUAUGGCUGCUGACUUUUGGCGCUCAGAUAAAUAUGACCCUCGCCCUCUUGAUAUUUGGUCCUGUGCCAUCGUCUACCUCUGCCUUCGAUUUCGCGCUAGCCCCUGGCCGGCAGCUGACGUGAAACACUUUCAAUACGCCACCUUUCUGGAUGGCUGGAAUCGGUUCCUGAAGCAAGAUCCGGACAGAGUCGUUACAGAGGAUGACUACCCCAAUUGCGGGCGACUUUUCCGGCAUAUUAAAUAUCUUGGCAUGAGACGCCUCCUUCUCAAGAUGCUCAAUCCCGACCCUGCGAAACGCGCCAAUAUCCAAGAGGUCAUGCAAGACCGCUUUUUCAAAACCAUCGAAUGCUGCGCUCCGGAACCCCUCGAUCCAUCAAAAGUUGUCACUUCAAUCGACGUCGCCAGUAGCGGUAGCCACAAAUUAGCUAGCAAGAUGGUGGUGCAGAAAACUCAUCACCAUUUUCCCCCCUCGAAAAAACUACUCCCGCAGCAUCGAUUCGAUAUGGGCGAUGGAUAUCAGUGAACGUUUAAGGCUCUCCUCGUCAUGACUUAACUUUUCUUUCGUAAAUAAAUUCUCGCCCAACUAUAUCUUCUAUUUGUUUAUACCACAUUACCUUGCGUUUUUUUUUUCUUUUGUUUCUUCAACCUUUCGCUCGUUAUGUUUCACCUCUAGGUUUACCGUUGGCGGAGGGUGGAUAUUUCCGUGAUGCUUCUAGCAUAUAUUGUGUGGACCAGUUCUCUAUUACUCAACCACUUUCUAGUGUUCCAUCCCCGUUUCCUUUAUUCAUCUUUCCUCCUGCAUUGGGGUUAUGGGUUGGCAUUUUCUCUUUGCUCUACUCUUAACUAUUCAUGAUAUCUCAAACCACUAUGCUUUUUUUUAUCAUUUUAUUAUCCAUGUUUCAAUUUUUAUUUUAUGUCCUGCUGCGCGACACUGCACAUAUACACGUCGACGAUGGUGGCUUUCGCUUUUUCCCUGUUCCAUCUCAUUCUUGGUCUGUAUGUAUGGUGCCGUCCAUCAUUGCCUUGUCCUUUAUUGUUUUAUUCGCUAGCCCGUUUCGAAGGGGUUGUGUCCCCGCUGCUACUGUCAUGCAUCAUUUUCAAAACAUUUCCCUCUACGUAACUUGUGAGAUCGCCAUUUUCCGCUUUUUCUCUCUUUGUACCUUUUUGUUUUUCUUUUUUUAUUAAAAAGACAUUUGAUUCCCUCUGAAUAAAAUUCACUAGGUAAUAAUUAUUGGGUUAGUUGUAAACAUUGAACUUUUUUUUUAUUUUCAUCCAUGGUCUGCUACGUUUUAUUUAUCUGCGUUGUU
This is a messenger RNA of Histoplasma capsulatum G186AR, 2875 nucleotides long. Its product is annotated as serine/threonine-protein kinase MARK2. The coding region runs from base 1 to 2091 and encodes 696 amino acids. Lineage: Eukaryota; Fungi; Ascomycota; Eurotiomycetes; Onygenales; Ajellomycetaceae. Gene Ontology annotation, biological process: intracellular signal transduction; intracellular monoatomic cation homeostasis; protein phosphorylation. The transcript is spliced from 2 exons. Gene Ontology annotation, molecular function: protein serine/threonine kinase activity; ATP binding. The record is from RefSeq and is a predicted model, not a curated record.